CGCUCAAUCUGAAUCUCUCACGGUUGCCAGUUAUGAACUUUUAUCGGAAUAAACCUGACAAAAAUAAAAAAAUCAAUAAGCUGCUUCACGCGAGAAAACGCUUUUAAAGACAGUUCCGUCUGUUUAAUUCCGCAACCCCCCGCUCCGCAUAUGGUUCAUUCCACUCCGCCGUGAGCUGUUUGUUCAUCCGCCGCUCGUUUCUGGACUUCAUGAACGAAUUCGGUCCGAAUUUUCACGCGUAACGACCCACGGAAGAGCCAUGCGCUCAAUGCGACGCGUCUGCAGAGAUUCACGCGUGUUUUCCGUGUAAAUCAGUCGCUUUCCAUCUGUUUGAGUUACUUACUCGGUUCUGAAAGGCUUGAUCCGAGUGUGUAAGACCGAAAGCGGACCAGAGUGACGGUGCGUCCGGUCCCAUGUUGCAGCCGAACCAGGACGAACAUGCCCGCUCAAAAGAUCCGGUGAAAUACGGCGAACUGGUGAUUCUCGGGUAUAAUGGCUCCCUGCCAGGCGGAGACCGCGGUCGGAAGAGGAGCCGUUUUGCUCUUUACAGGAGGGCAAAAGCAAACGGUGUCAAGCCGAGCACUGUGCACAUCCUCAGCAACCCACACGACAGCAAGGCGGUGAACAGCAGGGGUCAGCACAGCAUCUCCUUCACCCUCUCCAGGAAUCAGACAGUGGUGGUGGAAUACUGCCAUGACAAUGACACCGACAUGUUCCAAAUCGGCCGCUCCACAGAGAGUCCCAUUGACUUUGUGGUGACUGACACACCCGGAGGUUCAAAGGAGAGUGAGGACUCCUCAUCCGCCCCGAGCACCAUCUCUCGCUUCGCCUGCAGGGUGGUGUGUGACCGGAACCCUCCUUACACUGCCCGUAUCUAUGCUGCUGGAUUUGACUCUUCCAAAAACAUCUUCCUGGGGGAAAAGGCAACUAAAUGGAAGAAUCCAGAUGGUCACAUGGAUGGACUCACAACCAAUGGGGUGCUGGUGAUGCAUCCUCAGGGUUUUCCAGAAGAACCGAAGCAGGGACUGUGGAGAGAGAUCUCAGUGUGCGGUGAUGUCUACACUCUCAGAGAAACCAGAUCCGGUCCUAUCAGAGGACAACUGGCCCAAGGCGAGAGCAGCGCGCUUCAGGACGGCUCCCUCGUGGACCUCUGUGGUGCCACUCUCUUGUGGCGCACUGCUGAAGGUUUGCUCAAAGCGCCGACUCUGCGACACCUAGACGCCCUGCGUCUGGAGCUGAACGCUGCUCGGCCGCAGUGUCCCGUGGGUCUGAGCACGCUGGCCUUCCCCAGCCUUCCCCGAAGCCACAGUCUGGAGGAACGUCAACCCUGGGCGUACCUCGCCUGCGGCCACGUCCAUGGCCGGCACGACUGGGGCCAGCGGCCGGAGCGCCACCGCGAGCGAGAGGAGGGGGAGUGCGGAGGCACCGGGGGACGUCGAGAGUGCCCUCUCUGUCGGACGGUUGGGCCUUAUGUUCCCCUGUGGUUGGGGUGCGAGCCGGCCUUCUACGUGGACGCAGGCGCCCCCACUCACGCCUUUGUGCCCUGUGGCCACGUGUGCUCGGAGAAGACGGCCAGGUAUUGGGCGGAGACUCCGCUGCCUCACGGGACCCACGCCUUCCGACCCACAUGCCCCUUCUGCUCGGCCCCGCUGUCAGGCAGCCAUGGGUACACGCGGCUCAUCUUCCAGGGUCCAAUCGAUUGAUGAGGUGGCCAAAGGAGGGGGAGGAUGGGGGUCUGGAGUUUCUCUAGGGGCUGUAUUGCUAACAGUGACACCUACACUGACGUUAUCAUUAUCUCCAUCACUAAAAUACUUGUGCACAAUUAGCUCACGUUGGUGAAUUAUGCUGCCUUCAAGUCAUGUUGAACUGCUCGUAUUUAUGAGAUGAGCACACCUGAAAGCCACCACGUCAUAAUUCCAGUCCAGACUUUGAGUUGUGGGCGUGUCAAAGAAUCAUGACAAUAAGUUAUUGCAAAAUUUAGUGCAAUUUGUGUACUGAAAGAAUAAUGAUUAGGGCUGGGUACAAAUAUUGAUUGUCCAAUUAAUCUCAAUCUUCCUUUGAAAGAUCCUGGUAUUGAUUCUUAAAAUCCCAAGAUCGAACUUUUACUUUAAAGUUUACUUAACUGUUAAUUAAGUUGCAAUUGAACUGCAUAGUUUGGGCCACGGUUAAUUUUUUUAACUAAUAUUUUCGUAAUGUACGAACACAAGUAAGAAGGUUCCCUGUAUAAUUUACAGCAUAAACUGAGAUUUUUUUUAAAUGAAAAUAUAGUUAUAAUGCAAAAAGUUAUAAAACAAUGUACAUUAUAACUAAAAUAUACCCAGAUGAAUCCAAAUCUAAUACAAUUUUAUCAAAAUCAGAAUUUAAGUGCUUGUGAAGCGUAAUCGAAACCUUUAUCGAUAUCUACCCAGCCAUAAUUGCGAUUGAACGUGCAAGAACAUAUGACUCAUUUAAUCAGUUUAUGAGGUGACAUGCUUGUGUGACUAAACUAAAUUUUCCAUCAUUCUCUGUUGUAGCAUGAAAAUGAUAAGACUCAAAGCAAACUACACCACUCGUGUGUCCUUUGCGCUUCAUUUUGUUGCACUAGAGAUUAAAAAAAAAACUGUUUAUGUCGGGAAGUGAAAAAGAGAGAAGAAUAUGAAAUUCCUAACACAUUCGAUUUAUUCUGACCAAAAUCACUUACGAAUGCGCACAUCACGUCAUAAUUACAAUAUCAGAACUCCAAAGGACUUGAAGGCAGCAUUAGUUUUUUUAACAAAGCCUUACCUUUUUUCUUAAAGGGAUAGUUCAUCCAAAAAUGAAAAUUCUCUCAUUUACUCACCCUCAUGCCA
Myxocyprinus asiaticus (Chinese sucker) is the source of this 2828-nucleotide messenger RNA. Its product is annotated as E3 ubiquitin-protein ligase pellino homolog 2-like. Gene Ontology annotation, biological process: protein polyubiquitination; regulation of Toll signaling pathway. Gene Ontology annotation, molecular function: ubiquitin protein ligase activity; protein binding. NCBI's taxonomy places the organism in Eukaryota, Metazoa, Chordata, Actinopteri, Cypriniformes, Catostomidae. The transcript is spliced from 6 exons. The record is from RefSeq and is a predicted model, not a curated record. Bases 414 to 1703 code for a protein of 429 amino acids.